AUGGACAAUACAUUCAUACAGCACAAACGUACUGCAGUUGUAGUUGGUAGCAUGAUCAUUCCAAAGUAUUGUGAUCCUAAGACAGUUUACACACCAAAGGACAUACAAACUGACAUGUUGUCCCAACACGGAGUGAACCUAAGCUACAUGCAAGCAUGGAGAGCAAAGGAAAAGGCUUUACACUUUUUGAGAGGUCAUCCGGCUGACUCCUAUAGCAAAUUACCAAAAUAUUUUUAUAUUCUUGAGAAGACGUAUCCUGGUUCAGUUGUUAAAUUGAAGAAGACAACAGAUGAAUGCUUCUUAUAUGCGUUUGUUGCUCUUUGUACAUUAAUAAGUGGUUGGGAAUAUUGUAGACCAGUAGUAGUGGUUGAUGGGACAUUCUUAAAGUCAACCUACAGGGGGAUUAUGCUGACAGCAAGCACAAUGAAUGCAACAGGUACAAUAUUGCCUUUGGCAUAUGCUGUGGUUGAUUCGGAAAACGACGCAUCGUGGAAGUGGUUUUUUGAGAAAUUCAAGCAAGCAUAUGGUGAAAGAACUUCAAUGUGUGUUGUUUCAGAUAGGAAUGAGAGUAUCCUGAAGGCAACAUCAAUUGUCUAUCCGGGCGUGCCACACUACUCUUGCAUGUGGCAUAUUUGGACAAAUAUAAGGGCAAAGUUCAAGAAGGGUCAUCUACAAUUAAAUGAAUUGUACUUUGCUACAGCACGAUCAUAUACUCUGGAUGAGUUUAAUGAAAGGAUGUCGAAGAUUGAAGAGAUAGACCCGCGUGUUAAAUCAUAUCUCUAUGAUAUUGGCUAUAAUAGGUGGUCAAGAGUACAUGCAACGGUGAAUAGAACUUGGACUAUGACAUCAAACAUUGCAGAGUCGUUGAAUGCUAUAACAAAAAAUGCAAGAGAGCUGUCAAUAUUUGACCUAUUAGAGUAUAUGAGGACACUUCUUGAACGUUGGACGAAUGAGAAGUUAUUGAAGGCAAAUGAUACUUUCACAUUCCUUGGGUUCAAAUUCAACAAAGAAUUGGAGAACAACAGAACAUUAUCUCAGAAACUUAGGGUGAGCGCUUCAAUAGAUCAUAUCCAUACUGUGAUAGAUGGUGUGAAGCGGUACAUUGUGUGUCUUGAAAGCAAGAAAUGUAGAUGUGGCCAGUUCCAACUUGAUGAACUUCUAUGUGCGCAUGCUUUGACAGCUUUAAGGCAUAGGAAUGAAACUUAUGAAAACUAUUGCUCUCCGUAUUACACAAAGGAGAGCCUACUGCGUACGUAUGAAAUAAUAGUAAAUCUCCUUGCUGAUGAAAGCAAAUGGAAUGUGCCACAACAUAUAUGUGAUGAAGUAGUAAAUCCACCUAUGGGAGAGAAAAGGCAGCCAGGAAGACGUCAAAAGGAAAGAUACAAAACAUAUGAUGAACUAAAGUCAAAGAAGUACAAGGUGUCAUGUGGCAACUGUGGAGGUGAAGGGCAUAAUAAAAGAUCUUGCAAGAAUGCGCCCAAAAAGAAAUAA
This is a messenger RNA of Nicotiana tabacum (common tobacco), 1491 nucleotides long. RefSeq lists its product as uncharacterized. Lineage: Eukaryota; Viridiplantae; Streptophyta; Magnoliopsida; Solanales; Solanaceae. Gene Ontology annotation, molecular function: nucleic acid binding; zinc ion binding. The record is from RefSeq and is a predicted model, not a curated record.